GCGAGCAGGAGGUCGUGGGCUCGGGCGCCGGGCUGGAGGCUGAGUUUAGGUGCCGAGUGGUUUGUACUCCCUGAAGCCAAUGGCCGACCUGCAAGCGUAAUCCGCCCCAGCGCCUCGGAUGCGAGCGGGUCGCUUUCUGGCCCUCAGGGACUCGUGGUCGUCAUGCUGUGAUGCGCGCCCGGCGGGGACCUGAAGCUUACGGAAAGUGUGGUUGUGUUUUUGGCCAGAUCACCUACCCAGCUGGACCUCCCUGCGUGUUGGACAUGACCCAGCCUCUCCAGUGGGCCAGGUAUCACUGGCGGCGGCUGACCGGUGGGGCCAGCAGGGAUGGGGACACGAGGACAUACAACUACUCGUCGCUGCUCGCCUGCGGGGGCAAGUCCUCUCGGGCCCCCAGGCUGGCGGGAAAGCACCGGGUGGUGGUCCCGCACCUCCAACCCUUCCAGGACGAGUAUGAGCAGUUCUCUGGCGCCUACAUGAAUAACCGAAUACGAACCACCAAGUACACGCUUCUGAACUUCGUGCCAAGAAACUUGUUUGAGCAGUUUCACAGAGCCGCCAACUUGUAUUUCCUGUUCCUAGUUGUCCUGAACUGGGUGCCUUUAGUAGAAGCCUUUCAAAAAGAAAUCACCAUGCUGCCUCUGGUGGUGGUCCUUACCAUCAUCGCGAUUAAGGACGGCUUGGAAGAUUACCGAAAAUACAAGAUUGACAAACAGAUCAACAAUUUGGUAACUAGAGUCUACAGCAGAAAAGAAAAGCAGUAUGUUGACCGAUGCUGGAAAGAUGUGACCGUUGGGGACUUCAUUCGCCUCUCCUGUAAUGAGGUCAUCCCUGCAGACAUGGUCUUACUCUUCUCCACUGACCCGGAUGGAAUCUGUCAUAUUGAGACUUCUGGUCUUGACGGAGAGAGCAAUUUAAAACAGAGGCAGGUGGUUCGGGGCUACGCAGAGCAGGACUCUGAAGUCGACCCUGAGCAGUUCUCCAGUAGAAUAGAAUGUGAAAGUCCAAACAACGACCUGAACAGAUUCCGCGGCUUCCUAGAACAUUCCAACAAAGAACGCGUGGGUCUCGGUAAAGAGAAUUUGCUGCUUAGAGGAUGUGCCAUUAGGAACACGGAGGCUGUCGUGGGCAUCGUGGUGUACGCAGGCCACGAGACCAAAGCCAUGCUGAACAACAGCGGCCCCCGGUACAAGCGCAGCAAGUUGGAGCGAAGAGCCAACACCGACGUGCUCUGGUGUGUCCUGCUGCUGCUCACGAUGUGUCUCACUGGCGCACUGGGUCACGGAAUCUGGUUGAGCAAAUACGAAAACGUGCUCUUUCUUAAUAUCCCGGAGCCCGAUGGCCAUGUCCUGUCCCCGGUGCUGGCAGGGUUCUAUAUGUUUUGGACCAUGAUCAUUUUGUUACAGGUCUUGAUUCCCAUUUCUCUCUACGUUUCUAUCGAAAUCGUGAAGCUUGGCCAAAUAUAUUUCAUUCAAAGCGACGUGGACUUUUACAAUGAGAAAACGGAUUCUACUGUGCAGUGCCGAGCCCUGAACAUCACCGAAGACCUUGGACAGAUCCAGUACCUCUUUUCUGACAAGACGGGAACCCUCACUGAGAAUAAGAUGGUUUUUCGAAGAUGCAGUGUGGCCGGAUUUGAUUAUUGUCAUGAAGAAAAUGCCGCCUUCAGCAGCCCCAUCGAGACAGAUGUGGUACCAGACACCAGGCUUGCAGACAAGUUCAGUGAGGUCACACCUCAGCUGUUUACCCCGCGAGAGGAGACCACCCCAAACGCACCAUGGGAGACCUUGUGCAUCGUCGACUUCUUUAUUGCUCUAGCCAUCUGUAACACAGUCGUGGUUUCUGCUCCCAACCAGCCUCGCCAGAAGGUGGGGCUCACCUCCCUGAGCGGCAUGCCCAUGAAGUCCCUGGAGGAGAUCAAGAGCCUGUUCCAGAGGCUGUCGGUCCGCAGAUCGAGUUCCCCGUCCCUGGCCUGCGGGAAGGAGCCAUCGUCAGGGACCCCCAACCCCUUCUCCAGCAGACUCUCCCUCUUCGCCCGGACCAAGCCGGCCUCGGCCGUGGAGGACGAGGGCGCCCAGGACUCCAGCCCAGCCCGCUGCACAGACCCCGAGGCCUGCAUGGACCCCGAGGCGGGCCUGCCGGGGGGCGCCAUGCCUGGACCCCCGGCCGCCGGGCUGUGCUACGAGGCCGAGAGCCCCGACGAGGCGGCGCUGGUGCACGCAGCCCGGGCAUACCGCUGCACCCUGCGGGCCCGCAGCCCCGAGCAGGUCACGGUGGACCUGGCCACCCUGGGGCCCGUGACCUUCCCGCUGCUGCACAUCCUGCCGUUCGACUCGGUGAGGAAGAGGAUGUCGGUGGUGGUCCGGCACCCGCUCUCCAACCGCGUGGUGGUGUACACCAAAGGCGCCGACUCCGCGGUCAUGGGGCUGCUCUCCGAUGGAUCCAGUGUGGAAAAACGGCAGCUGGCGAUACGGGAGAAGACCCAGCGGCACCUGGACCACUACGCCAGGCGCGGACUGCGCACCCUGUGCAUAGCCAAGAAGGUCAUGAGUGACGCUGAGUAUGCAGAGUGGCUGAGGGAUCACUUUCUAGCUGAAACUAGCAUUGACAAGAGGGAGGAGCUGCUGUUCGAGUCCGCCAGGAGGCUGGAGAACAAACUGACAUUACUUGGGGCUACUGGCAUUGAAGACCGCCUGCAGGAGGGGGUCCCUGAGUCUAUCGAAGCCCUUCACAAAGCUGGCAUCAGGAUCUGGAUGCUGACGGGGGACAAGCAGGAGACGGCCAUUAACAUAGCCUACGCCUGCAGACUGCUGGAGCCCGACGACAAGCUCUUUGUCCUCAACACCCAGAGUCAGGACGCCUGUGAGUCGCUGAUCGGCACGAUUCUCCAGGAACUUCAGAAGGAGCAGCCUGCGUCUCCACCGCGAGCUUCAUUAAGCGAGGAUCUCCUGGAGCCUCCUGUCCCCCCGAACUCCGGGCCGCGGGCUGGCCUCAUCAUCACGGGGAAGACCCUGGAGUUUGCCCUGCAGGAGCAUCUGCAGAGGCAGUUCCUGGAGCUGGCGGCGUGCUGCCGGGCUGUGGUCUGCUGCCGCGCCACGCCCCUGCAGAAGAGCGAGGUGGUGAGGGCGGUGCGCAGCCACCUCCGGGUGAUGACGCUGGCCAUCGGUGAUGGUGCUAACGAUGUUAGCAUGAUACAAGUGGCAGACAUCGGGAUAGGCAUCUUGGGCCAAGAGGGCAUGCAGGCUGUGAUGGCCAGCGACUUCGCCAUCUCCCAGUUCAGACACCUCUGCAAGCUCCUCCUCGUCCACGGGCACUGGUGCUACACGCGGCUCUCCAACAUGAUCCUCUACUUCUUCUACAAGAAUGUGGCCUAUGUGAACCUCCUUUUCUGGUACCAGUUCUUUUGUGGGUUUUCAGGAACCUCCAUGACUGACUACUGGGUCUUGAUCUUCUUCAACCUCCUCUUCACAUCCGCCCCUCCGGUCAUUUACGGCGUCUUGGAGAAGGAUGUGUCUGCAGAGACCCUCACACAGCUGCCCGAGCUCUACAGGAGUGGCCAGGAGUCGGCGGCGUACCGUCCCCUCACCUUCUGGAUCACCUUGCUGGACGCCUUUUACCAGAGCCUGGUCUGCUUCUUCGUGCCUUACUUUACCUACCAGGGCUCCGACAUCGACAUCUUCUCGUUUGGAAACCCGCUGAACACGGCUGCUCUGUUCGUCAUCCUCCUCCACCUGGUCAUCGAAAGCAAGAGUUUGACGUGGAUCCACCUGCUGGUCAUCGCCGGUAGCGUCCUGUCUUACUUUUUCUUUGCCUUGGCGUUUGGAGCCCUGUGUGUAACGUGCAACCCGCCCUCCAGCCCCUACUGGAUCAUGCAGGAGCACAUGCUGGACCCGCUGUUCUACCUCGUGUGCGUCCUCACCGUCUGCACCGCUCUCCUCCCCAGGUUUCUAUACCGCGUUCUUCAGGGGUCCUUGUUCCCAUCUCCAAUUCUGAGAGCUCAGCACUUCGACAGACUGACACCAGAGGCGAGGACCGAGGCUCUUAAGAAGUGGAGGCUGUCUGAAAAGAUGUCAUCGAAGCCCGAGGACCAGGCUGCUGGGGGGUCGGGAAGAAGCCCUGGGUCUAGCCCUCCCUCUGCCUUUGCAAUGACGUCAAAAACAUGUGCUGUCGAACGAGGACACGGACCUGUCCACGAAACUGCUCUCGACCUAAGCUGAAACCCUGCCCUCAGAGACGGUGGGCCACGAAAGGUGAGGAGAGUGACACCUUCCUCCAAGUGCAACAGUUCUUUCCAGUGUGGACAAGGGACCUCGAAGGCAUCUCAGCCAGACAGUGGCUUCUGUGUUACGGAGCUUGGAAGAGCUGGGUGAUGACCAUGGCUACCCCACUGUAUAUGCGUUUGGCCAAGGGUAGCUUUUGAUCUGGACAGAGUUUAAGGAAGUGAAAUAUUUAAUGCAACGUCAAAUGCUUUUUAUGAAACUUUCUGGAGUUUGUAAAAGCAUUUUCAUUUGUCUUAGAAAUGCCAACAUUUUCAAGAGGAUUAUUUGAGAUAUAUUUAUUUUAUUCUUGGGAAAUGUUUUCAAUGAUCAGGUUCCAAUGUACCUUUCAUUUUAAUGAAGGAAAAAAAAAAGUUGUUUUUAGGUCAGUUAUUGAGAACGCAAAGGAAAUUUCCAUGUGGCUUGGCGAAUUUACAGGUAAAUUCCCAAGAACCUUUUAAACAGCAUGUCCCUGGUAAAGGGUCAUGAUGGUACUGUUUAAAAUGUAGCAGGUGACUAGUAAGAGCUCGUUAAUUCCUUUGGAAAGAUACCUCUGGUCUCUGACGGAUGGCAUAGCACCUCUCAGCUCCUGCCAGGGUUUUCCCCAGGUAGAGCCACAUGAGCAGGAACAGGAGGGGUCCCAUCAAUACCAGGAACGUGCUCCUCGCUCAGCCUCCACUCAGAAGACCUUGUGUGAGGUCUGCCUCUGUGUUCAUGCUGUUGGUCAGGAAACAGGCGCCAGAUCCAGAGCUAGAACUGGCACCUACAGCCCACGUGACAAUCUGUGCCCACGUGACAAUCUGUGUUCUGAAACUGACGAGCCCCUCCACCACCCGGUACAGCCCAUUCCAGAGCAAUCUUCCAGAGAUCGCUUGAAGGUUCGUGGUUCUUAUAAUACCCCGUAAUUUUGCUGGUGCCAUAGUCUUUAAAAGUGAGCUAUGACUUGAGACGAAUACAGGAUGUUCUCAGGAGGUUUUUCCAUGAGGUUUUUAGAGAAAUGUGUGUUCGAAUCCGUUUGAGAGCAGGGCUGUCCAUGGCCAGUUCACUGCUGCUGCAGAUCAUGUACGCUGGCUUGAGAUGGCAGCGCUGCUGCUAGAAGAUCGUGAUUCCUGUUGCAGUUCUUCAAGUUCUCUCUAUUCAUCUGAAAGGUGUUGGCCUCCAAUCACCCAGAAUUCCUUUGUGAGUCCUCACGCCACCACGCAAGGUCCGUGUGCAGCGUGGAGCAUGGAGCGUGGAGGUCUUCGUAACGACUAGUGAACAUUGCUCUCAGGGCCUGCUCUCCCUGCCGCCUCCUACCCGGGCCUGACAUUUUCUGUAGCCCUCUGAUACCGUGGCCACUAGUCUGUUGUGAAAUAGACUGAGUUUUAGAGUCCUCCAAACCCCGCGUGGGCAAUGGAAGUCACAUUCUGCUCUCCUUUGAUUUUUUAAAACUAAACUGUCGAACAGAUCACCUGCACUGACGAACUGUGGUCGCUCUCGCGGGUAGGCACAGACUCCAGCUGUGGCUGGUUCCAGAGCGUAGCCGGAAGGUCCCAGCACACACCGCCCACCAGCACGCCACCCUCUGGCCUUUUCUAAGACGGCAGAGUUACUGAGGUGCUCCCACGUGUUCCCCUGGUGGCCGGUGGUGGUCACUCCCUACAGUCGUCCCUUUCUGAUAGAUAAAAAUUUAGAGCUACGUCACUUGCAAAUAAAAGUUUAGAAGCUAAGGAUAAAAAAAAAAAAUAAAAAAUAAAAAAGUGAGCCAAAACUUCGAUGAAAAAAAAGGUCAGCUUUCAAAACAUGAAUUAUCGUA
Tupaia belangeri chinensis (Chinese tree shrew) is the source of this 6051-nucleotide messenger RNA. It is a transcript of the gene ATP10D, whose product is annotated as ATPase phospholipid transporting 10D (putative). Gene Ontology annotation, biological process: phospholipid translocation. NCBI's taxonomy places the organism in Eukaryota, Metazoa, Chordata, Mammalia, Scandentia, Tupaiidae. Gene Ontology annotation, molecular function: ATPase-coupled intramembrane lipid carrier activity; ATP binding; ATP hydrolysis activity. Gene Ontology annotation, cellular component: plasma membrane. The record is from RefSeq and is a predicted model, not a curated record.